Molecule: messenger RNA, 1605 nt
Organism: Anastrepha ludens (Mexican fruit fly)
Lineage: Eukaryota; Metazoa; Arthropoda; Insecta; Diptera; Tephritidae
Product: zinc finger protein 862-like
Molecular function (GO): protein dimerization activity
Source: RefSeq, a predicted model, not a curated record
AUGUUUUUGCAUGAGCAUAACUUGUCUUUCGCUUUAAUGGAUCAUCUACCGAAAUUAGUGGCAUCUGUAGCUGAGGACUCGAAAAUUGCUAAAGAAAUCAAGUGUGCACGCACAAAAGCGACCCACUUAACUAUCGAUUGUAGUGCACAAGAGCAAUUAUCAUUGAUUCGAAAAUCAUUGCAGCAAAAUAAAUUCUCAAUAAUUAUCGAUGAAACCACCGAUAUAGGCAUCGAAAAGUCUUUGGCAGUAGUAGUACGAUAUUAUGAGCAUGGAAAAGUGAACCACAAAUUUUUCGGAUUGCUCAAAAUAACAAGUGGAACUGCAGAAGCGCUAUUUAACGUGGUAUGUGGAUAUUUUCAAUCAAAUUCAAUACCUUUAUCGAAUAUCGUAGGCCUCGCUGCGGAUAAUUGCAGUGUCAUGAUGGGUCAGAUAAGUGGAGUUCGGGCACGUUUUCAAGAAAUUCUACCGAAUAUUUUUGUCUUGGGCUGCGUAUAUCACUCGCUUCAUUUGUGUUCAUCAGCUGCUGCACAAAAAUUACCGAAAAGUUUGGAGGAUUUAACAAGAGGAGUGUAUAAAUACUUCGCACACAGCAGCAAACGAAUGUCAAGGCUCAUAGAAAUUCAAACAUUUAUUGACUUGAAACCGCAUAAGAUUUUGCGUCCUAGCCAAACUCGAUGGCUAUCUGUUCAGGCUGCAGUUGAUCGUAUAUUAGAGUUUGACUUUCAAUCGACCCACAUCAUGUUGCAGCAAUUAAAAACUCCAAUCACUAAAAUCUAUUAUUCGUUUUUGUCAUUUGUUUUGGAAAUAGUCAAUCGGCUUAAUCUAAUUUUUCAAGGAGAGAGGCCACAAAUCCAUCUGCUACUAAGUCGUGUAAAUGAUUUAUACAGAAAUUUAAUUAGAAACUUCAUCGAAAGAGAGCAUAUCGACAGACUUGAGCUGAAAAAAUUGACGUGCAAUCCAAGGUUAUUCAUGUCAUUAGAUAAAAUGUAUUUUGGCGCCGAAACACAAGUCCUACUAACAAACGUUGACUUGGAUAAACAAGAAGUUCACAAAUUUCGUAUUAAUGCUUUGAAUUUUUACGUUGAAUUAGCCUCGCAAAUUAAACUGCGUUUUGAUUUCUCUGAUCCAACUUUCACAUUUGUUAGUUACUUCGAUCCUAAAAAGGCUUUGAGCGGUGAAAUACAAAGCAUAGCUUUUGAUAGCAUGCAAUUAUUUCCUCAUUUAGUCGAUGAUGUCGAGAAAUUAGACGCUGAAUGGCGUCUAUUGCCUGAUACGACUGAAUGCAAACAGUGGGUGAAUGAUAACUUCGUUGACUUUUGGACAAAAGUUAUUGUUUGUAAAAACUUCAUGGAUCAGACACUUUUUCCGAAUCUUUCUGUUUUAGUGAAUGCUCUUAUAUCUUUGCCGCACUCUUCUGCAGCCGCCGAACGAAUAUUUUCUCAAUUAACAUUGUUAAAAACGAAACAAAGAAAUAGACUACAAAUAAAAACAAUUGAUAGUAUAUUGCAUGCGAAACAACUUUUGCACGAUGAGACACAUGAUGGUAAUUGUUAUUCAUGGAAACCAAGUGCUUCACUGCUUAAAAUAAAGCCACUUUACGAAUAA